ACUAGCACCAUGAUCGUCAGGACACUGGUAUUGUUUGCAGUGGUUGUAGGAGCCACUGCACGGCCUCAGAGUUACCCCUCGCCAGGCAGUGCACCAGCAGGGUUUGGUGCCGCCCAGAGCCAAAUCAGACCAUUUAGACCACAGGGGUCUCCACCUCCUGGUAGUGCUCCAGGGGGUUUUGGUGCGGGCCAGAGUCAAAGACCUUUCAAACCACGACCACCAGUUGGUCCACCUGCUGGUAGCGCUCCAGGAGGUUUUGGUGCCGCACAAAGCCAAUUUCCCUUCGGGCCUCAGGCGGACUCGCCUAUCACAAGACCGCGUCCCCCACCGACGCCCCCUGGAUACGAGAUUCCGAUCCUGGUUGACGAGCGCGAAGGACCUCACCCAGAUGGCUCGUACAGCUUCAAGUACGAGACUGGCGACGGUAUUAGUCGCUACGAGCAAGGCACCCCCCAGGGAGAGACUGGCGCAGUGGCUAUGCAAGGCGGAUGGUCGUUCACCUUUCCUGACGGAACUCCCGCAGUCUUCACCUUUGUGGCCGAUGAGCUUGGUUAUCGUGUGGAGUCUUCCCUCAUACCCACACCCCAUCCUCUCCCAGCCCACGCCAUCGCCCAGAUCGAGUUCGCCCGUCAGCAAAAAGCUCAGGGAGGUGCGCCGGGCGCUAAACGGUACGGCUCUUAAAACGUCUAAUUUUUCUUCGCCUUCAUGUUAUUCCUGUGAUGUGUCACCUGCUGCAGAUAGCAAAGCCUACCUGCUGUAGACAGAAGGCGACUAAGGCCCUCUGCUGCAGACAGCCAAUGUUACUCUACAAGCACCUCGUAGCUCACACAAGUUCCAACAGUCGUGCUGUUUUAUCGACAAGUUUGUAGCCUGAAUCCAGUAGUGUUAUC
This is a messenger RNA of Cherax quadricarinatus, 890 nucleotides long. RefSeq names its product endocuticle structural glycoprotein SgAbd-2-like. The record is from RefSeq and is a predicted model, not a curated record. NCBI's taxonomy places the organism in Eukaryota, Metazoa, Arthropoda, Malacostraca, Decapoda, Parastacidae.